CCGGGCCUGAAGUAAGCCGGGCUUUCCAGCGGUUUAGUUUUUUAUGCUUGCGAUUGGAGUAACCAGGUAACAAUUCAGGGGUAUUUUUACUUCUUCCCUUCUUCCAGUCAGGUAGGUUUAAAAUUUAAAUUUACUUUCUACGGCUUGGAGAAGUUCUGGGACUAUUUAGGUGUCGUUACAUCACACUGGUAAAGCACGAAAAAAAGCGAUUUUGGGUCGCUGUUGAAGAAAGUAUUAAACCGUCCUUGCAAAGUACAUUGAAGCAUAGUUGGUCUUCUGCUAACUAUGAUUGAAGUUUAAGUAACUGGGCCUAGUUGAACUGCAGUGUGAGGUCUCCUUCCUACAUGCCCAUAUCAUGGUGCAAACGGAAUACUUAUUUAGAGUUAGAUAACAGGUCGCAUUAGCAGAAAAGAAAUCCCAUUUUCUGUGUGUGGAGUGUUAAGUACAAACUAAUAAUUAAAGGUGUACUGUGAUGCAAGUGGUGGGUUUUCAUUCCAAGAAGUAAGACUUUUUGCAGUGAUAUAAAAACAUCAAUAUUUCAGGGUUACUGACUUUAUUCCAAUCAAUUCACUUACUGCUAGUUAGUAGUAUAAGAAAAACAAAUCAUUUUAAGUGAAUGAAUAAAUAAUGAUCUUUUAAUUAAAAAUGACUGGUGGGACUGAGCAAAUUAACAGAAACAAACAAAUCCGAUAGUAGUGAAGUUUAAACUUUCAUCUGAUCUAGAUACUUUAAUUAGUUUGUUUUAAUUUAACGUUUACCACAACUAAGUGUGGUUUUAUUUUUAGCAUAUGCAUAUAGACUUGUUUACAUAUAGGCCCAAAACAAUGAAAAAUCAGGUGCCAUUCUGAUUUAGAAUGCAAAAGGCUACACUUAAGAAGCUGUUAGGGGAUUUUUCUAAGGAUCUGAGCAAAAAUCGAGCCAGUGUGGCUGUGCUGGACGGUGCGAAUUUGGGUUUUGUAUAUUCAGAAUGAUCACUGACCAUUGCAGGCAUCUGUGACAUGUCGCGAAAAUGGAAAUGCUCCUGACCAUCUUGAGCAAACUUACCAGCAAUAAUGUACCAUUUCAAGUUUUUCUUUGUUCAGUCAGCAAAAUCAGGGAUGGUCAGGAAACAGCCAAAUCCACGAUAAUAAAUUCCUUAAUCUAAAACAAUUCUUUGAUUUGUAAGUGGUAUCUUCACUGGUCAGCAGAGCAUAAAACCUGGCCUCCUUUCUCAGGAUUUUCUUGAUUUGCCCCUGACAAUUCCUUUGCCUCUUUCCCUAGUUAGUUGGACUAAAUGAGUUAAUGUUCAAAUAACUACAAUGGCAGUCAAAAGAAUUUUGGACAAGGUGGAAAAACAAAAACAAUUAUUGGGUGGGUUUUGGGUUCAUCCCUUCUUCACCCCACUGCCCUCAAAAAUUUUGUGAUACCCCAUUUUGCUCACAAUUCAACAUUGUCUGGGAGGGAGUGGAGAGGGUGCCAGUUUACUAAAAUUAUAUCACUUUUUAGAUCCCAACACUUUUGAUCCCCAUUGUACCAAUUUCUUAAUAUCUUUUCGCCCCUGGAGAUUUUGUUGAAAAACGUGCUUUGCAGCUAUAGUUGAGCGGUUUUCUAGUCACUGUCGUGUCAUAGAGAGCUAAAACUUACCACACAGCCGUUUACAGGUCAUACUCUUCGCGCCAGAUGCAAAAUAUUAGCUUGCGAAGUUCGGGCUUGCACAUAAAGCAAAAUUUUGAGAUAGUUUUUGGGUUUAAAAGAGACAUAUAGCAAUCCUGACUUUUACCUUUCACUUUCUCUUCUCCCCUCCUUUUUCACUUUUCCUGCUUCAUUUUUUCUUCUUUUGCUGGGCAUUUAGUAGGCUUCAUUUUUGUGGGAAAAGUUUUCAGGGAUGCUUUUAGGAUCUUAAUUAGGAUUAGAUGAAAGGAAAGGUAGGAGGGUAGUGGAACAAGAUUUUCAUGGAAAUUUUCAGGUCAAUGGUGGUUUUUUGCCUUUUUCUCUGGUGUCUGUGGCUGAAUAUUUUGUGCUCAUUCUGGUAUGGUUUGAAAGAUCUCUCCACUCGGCACAAGUUAGUGAACUAAGUUGUCCUUGACCAUUAAAACUGAUGAUAUCACAAGCGGUAGAAGGGAGGUUGAUCUGCACUGGCACUUUACUGGUGCCUCAGGGGCGAAUGGGUGAAAAAAUAAUUUUAUUCAUCUGAUUCUGUUUUUUUGUUUUUCUUCUGUAGGUUUGGCGCAGUAUCAUAAAUGGGUUUUGGGGAAAGAAAAUUCUUAGAAGCUGCCCACGAAAUAGACAAUAUUACACUGGAUGGAUUUGAAUUUUUAACAGAAUCCAAAAAGGAAUCUGUUGAGUGUAAAAUUUACAGAAAAUAUGAGGAGGUUGGUUACAUGUUUAUCUACAGUCAAACACCUGUUAAGUGGUCACCUUAAAAUAUCUGAUUUACUGCAUUAACUUGAGGGUAGCUUGGCAUAUACUGCAUUGAUCACAAAUUAAAAAUGAAGCUGUUCACUCAGGGUACUUGUCACUUUUGACGAGCAUCUGACGUCUUUACUAGCCACUUUUGGUACUUAGAUGAAAUAUCUAAAAGAGUAUCUGGGAAAUUAAUGUAGGGGUCCUGAUGAGAUUGAAAAAUUUAAUGUAUUAACUAACCUUAGCAAGCUUAGAAUUUACAAAUCUUCUAUUUUGCCACAAUUAACUUAUUGUCAGAUGGUCUGGUACUUUUGUAGAAAAUCUGAUCACUGAAAGUUUGAGAGACUCCAAGAGAAUGCGCUUAGAUCUGUGUAUUAUGAUAAAAGUAGUGCAUACGAUGAGCUUCUUGUAAGGGCUAAACUCCCCUCACUGCUGAACAGAAGGCUUAAGGGGAUAGCAAUAGUAAUGUACUAAGUCAAUUAUAAUUUAUGCCUUAGUUAUAUAUCCGAUAUUUUUAAUUUAAGCAACCGAAGUUAUAACCUGAGGAGUUCAGACAAUUUUAUGAUUCCGAGAAUAAAUAAGUUACCACUUAUGGGAAACACAGUAUUACAUAUUUUGGCCCUGUAAUAUGAUCCAAAGUAAGUAUGCACAUUAAGAGUUCUGUAACACUUACUUCUUUUAAGAACCAGGCGAGAAAAGUAGACAUUGAGAACCUUCUUAGAACUGACACCUGUGAGAACUGUCACCUGUACUAGCGUAACUCUUAAUGGGGUGGGCAGGGUUUCUGAGUUUGUUUCUUUGUUUGUUUAAUUUUUUUGGGUAGUUAGGUAGUUAUAAUUAAUUAGUUCUAUUUGAAAGGAAAGGUAGUUGGGCAAUGGAACAAGAUUUUUGUGCAGAUUUUCAGGUCAAUCUUACAUGGUUUUUUGCCUUUUUCUCCGGUGUCCUUGACUGAAUUGUGAUCAUUCUGGUAUGGUUUGAAAGAUCUCUUCACUCUGCACAAGUUAGCGGACAAAGUUGUCCUUGACCAUUAAAACUGAUGACGUCAUAAGUGGUAGAAAGGAUGUGGAUCUGCACGGGCAGUUACGGGCGUUUCAGUAGUGAAUGGGUUAAUGUAAAGAAGGGUAGUGGAGCCCGUGUGUUGGCCAAGUGCUAACAACUCAAACUUUGAAUCUGUCCGAGUUAAUUCCUUGUCGUUGUGAUGCUUUCUUAACAAAGAAGACUUCACUCCACUUUGCCUUUCUCUCCCAACUAUAUUGAUUUUAAUAUUACUACAGCUGUAUUUGAUUUUUUGGAAGAAAUUGUUGCUAUCAGAAGUUUAGACUGCCUCAUCACCAAUCUUCACAUUCUUUAAAGGCUUCUGGCCCAAAAAGACACACACCCUGUUCAAGACUCUAGACCUUGGAAAAUCAUGCCCUUUUCAGUGGCACAUACAUGCUUAGGCCAAAUAAGAAAGUGCCCUAUCUGAGCCUUAUGUACCCUGCUAGCAGAGUCCCUUCGAUCUUUCCCAGAUGAGUCUAGGAAGAUCGAAGGAGACUCCGUUUGCAAGGUAAGCCUUAUGUAAAGAUGGGUAUAAAAGGCACAGGGAACCCAUGGAGUUAGAGCUUGACCUUGUUUUUACCACUUGUGUUUUGUUCCACCGUACAGGUGUCAGGAUUGUAUGAAUAUAAAAUAAUGGGGUCAAUUUCAGAUGUUCUUCCUGAUGUAUGCAAACAGGUGUACAUGGACCUAGAGUAUAGAAAAAACUGGGAUGAUUACGUUUAUGGUAAGUAAGCAAUGGGAAAAAGUAGAUAUUGAAGUGAGGCAUCCCUAACUGAAAAUUAUAAUAAAAUACCCCAAAUGUUAAUCCCCAUCUACAAAGGCCCAAAAGAAAUGUAUCACUGGACAAAACCUCCCCCCUUGAAGCUUGUUCUACAGGUUCAAAUCCCAACGAGUGUGUAUAAAAUGCGAGCCAGCGAGUCAUGCGAGCCAUGCAGCCCAUUGAAGAAUCAUUGAAAAAAACUACCAUAAAAAUCGAAAACAGCAAUACGGAAAACGUUAACUGAACGCUAACCAUUGUAAAUAAGUGUUUCACCCUAAACAGCUCUUAACCCUAGCGCUAAAAUGAGUGCUUAACCCUAAUCAGUAUAAUGAUUGCUCAACUCCUCAUCUGUGAAUUUGCAGUUUAAAUUUACUUGUGUUUCCUCUUUUUUUACCGAUUGCCUCGCAUGACUCAUGUGGCUCGCUGGCUCCCAGUUUGUCAAGACCCAAUUAGUAACCUGUCUCUCACAAUAAGUUUCCCAUGAUCAUUCAUUGUUUUUAAUAUAUUUUAUAGAACUCUAUGAAUUUGAGGAGGAUGGAGUUAAAAACAUAUACUGGAGUGUGAACUAUCCUUGGCCAAUGUCAAAUAGAGAUGUAUCCUUCAGUACUUUACAUCUGUGAUGCAUGCAAAUCUCAGACUAUCUAUUCUCUUUAUUUAAUACUAACAUUACACCUGUAGCUUACAUUAUUAAAUGCCAGUGAGAUUAAAAUUGAAUUAAAAGAUUGUUUAAUUUUUGAAGGUGUAGGAUAGUGGAAGUCACUAGAGAGGAAUCUCUUAGAAAUAAUUUAAUAGUAGUAAUAGGGGGGCACUUCCAGAUUAUCAAAUCAUUGUGAUAUGCGCUGAAAUGGGGUAUCAGACAGUGACCGCGGAGCAAGGUGAAAAGUGGGAGGGCUGGCAAUUGAAAAUCGAAAAAAGGAAUAAAGAUUCAUUGCAAGAAAAGACGCGAUUAUAUUACAAUGUUAGUAUAGAAAAUACUACACUGGAGUGAUCUGAAAAAUUUCUAACUAUGGCCGUUCACUGUUCACGUAAUGUAAUUCUUCUUACCAUCGAAUAUUUCAUUGAUUCGAAAAGAGAAAGACAAAAUAUAAAACUUUUAUCAGCUCAAAACAAUUACUCACCUUCGUUUGGCUUGAAAAAGCUAGUAAUUUUCUUCAUUUCGUCUGAUAAAACUGAUAAAAAACUCUGCCGGAACUGGAAGUACAAAACACACUGCCGAACGAAGCGAAGGGGUGGCCAAGGCAUGGCGUUUGAUCAAGGGGCAAGUCGGCCCCAGGGCACAAUUACUGCGAAAAUUAAAGCACAGGAGUCCCACAAAAUGCCUGGCCUUUGAAAUUCAAGAAAAUACAGAGAAUAUAGUGGAGUAUAGAUGGGAAAAUACUUGUUUCAAGUCUUUUUCUUUUAUUUUAAUUUUUUUUCUUUUUAGUGCAAAAAGUAGGGGCGGGGGCGCAAAAAAGUGGUGGGGCCGUGGCCCUCCCCGCCCCUCCCCCUCCGUGGUCCCUGUCAGAUCAUUUUCAAAGGUCCACCCAAAUCACAGGACAAACAACUGGUUCUCAUCAAAGUGGGAGAACAUUAUCAUGCUUGUAACUCUCUAACAGGAUUGGUCCAUUUGUACCAUGUGACCCAAAUACUGGUCGCUGAUUGGCUACUGGCGGAAGUGCCCCCUAAAUACUACUUUUAAUAAACCAACAUGUGAUACAUAAAACCAUGAAAGAUGUGGAACAAGUUAAGGGUGGGCAAUAACUUGUUUCUGAAACUUUUGAUCUGAUCUCAAAAUCAAGGAACUGUUUGUGAUUAUGUUUAUUGAAGUUUCAUGAUUUUAAGUUUUUUUACCACAAUGUCUUGAAUUUUUCAGAAAGAUCUUAGCAUCUUGGGCAGUCUUGGACACUUUCCUAGAAACUCAAGGUAGCUUUUCAGGCCCAAAGCAAAAUUAUCAAAAUCAAAUUUUAGAAAAAAAGCAUGGGUAACAGCUAACAAAACAAUCCACUUUCUUUUGUUAGCUGAUCACAUUUAUCAUAUUAACUGCAGAACUAUUGAAACCUUGAUAUUUAAUUAAAACACAGCAGCUUUCUGUGCUGGUAAUAAUACCAAGGCUUUUGAGAAACAGACUCCAUGUCUCUCUGGAGAUGUGCAGACUGAGGAUACUUGAGAAACAAUGUGCUUAUAAUGAAUAUUUUCCUUAACUUUUUAUCCUUGUAAAUUGAUGCUAUCCUUUUAACAGUACAUAUAUACAAGGGCUUUGCGUGAGCUGGAAGUUAAUAGCAUACCAACUGUAGUGGUAUUAGCUGAGAGUAAUUUAUUGACCAAAACUCCAGAAAGAAGUGGAGUUAUAAGAGUUAAAGAGUAUCAUCAAAGUCUUAUUAUUCAGAGUGAUGGUAUGGUGGGCACUAAAGGUAGGUUCUCUCCCUUAAUGACAAAAACUUUAGCCUGCGGAAACAUCCGUUUCUCCUUACUCUUUGCCACUGGGGACGUUUUGCGCGGAGAAACGUCUGCGACUCAGCGACAGAAAUUCCAUACUGAUGACGUAAAAUCUGUCCGGAAUCCGGUCAGAAGCGCUGAUUGGUCAACGGAGUAGUUACAUUGUUUUAGCUAUUGUUUACGAAUGACAGACAAAAGACAAAAGGUCAUAAAGGUCAAAUGUAAACGUGAAGAAUCUCUAACAAAACAGUCAAUAUUUGUAGAAUAUAGUGUUCUCUAGAAGAAGCAUUUGAGUUUUGCUGGAGCUUAUUGGCACAUGAACACAACACUUCACCAAAAUCGACCAGAGGACACGUAAAAUUGGACAAAAAUAUAUUUGGAACCCCAUGACCACCGGAUUUAUUAUGUAAACAUUGAUUUGCGUCAUCAUUAUGGAAUUUCUGCCCCUGAGUCGCAGAUGUUUCUCUGCGCGAAACUUCCCCGCAGCGGCGAAGAGUGAGGAGAAACGGAUGUUUUCGCAGGCUACAAAAACUUAAGAUGGAAUCCAUCAGGGUAAUUUCAAUUUUCAGUUGACAAAAACCUUGUUCCAGAAUAAUUGAAAAACCUUGUUCCAGAAUAAUUUAAACAAUAUCGUGUUCUUUUUUUACAUUUUUCAAGGGCUAUAGAUAUUAGCUAUCUGUAAUAACACCAAAUACUAUUUCUCAUGGGAGCCCAAGAACAUUAAAUGUCAAAUUUCACAAGAAUUGUGAAAACACAGUUAAAAUUCUGAAAAUUUCAUGUGUAAGGUGUCAUUUUGUGAAAAUAUUUGACAUUUAUUUUCUCAGGCUCUCAUAAGAAAUUUUCUGUGGUGUUAUUACAGAUAACUAAUUAUAUCUAUAGCCCUUGAAAAAAUGUAAAAAAAGAAUGCGAUAUUGUUUGAAUUAUUCUGGUACAAGGUUUCUGUCUGCUGAAAAUUAAAAUUGCUCAAUUUCCUGAUGCAUUCCAUCUUAAACCCUUUUCAGCACCAAGAGUGACUGACCCCAGGGGAGGGGGGGGGAUCAAGGGAAGUCUGGGUAGAGCUGUGCUGCUGAGGCCUUCAAACCAUGACUCUGCUCAUUUGCCACCCUGUUUAAGACAGGAGACACUACUUUCUGACCCUGAUUUGUUUUGUUUCGCAUACAAAGUUAAGUGCUUUUUCACACUAAAAUCGUGGAAAUGGAUAUUAAGGAAAAAAAUGUUGGUAUUGCAAAUAUAGAUCGCUCCUCGCAAGUCUCGAAAGGCUUCCAGUCCAAAAAGACACCCUGUUCAAGAUGCUUACUAGUGAAAUUGUAUACCCUGUUCAAAACCAUACCCUGUUCAGUAACACAUACCUGCCUAGGCCAAUUAAGGGAGUGCUUCCCCCCCCCUCCCCCUUGGGUGACCAACAUCAAUUUCCUCCCAACAAUAUCAUUACAUAAUGAAUACAAAAGGUUAUGAGAAUUGCUUAAAUAAUCACCAAAGGAAAAAAUGUUUUGAUCCAUUAUCAAAUUCUCUCAACUAAUUAUAAGUUCUUUAAGGAAAUGUUGUUUUUAAAGAAAUAACAGCCUACAAAAUGCUCCAAUUCAUCAUAUCACACCAGGAUAAAACACAUUGAUUUUAAUGAUUUUAAUCCAGAAACAUUUAUUUGGUGAACAUUACUAAAUCGCGGUCAUGUUUCUGAGAACAAUAACCAUGGCUUACUGAUAACACACUAUCCAAUUUCUUUACUUAAGAUAUUUAUUUGUUUAAUUAAAUAUAUAUAUUUUUUACAGCUUUUAUGCAUUACUUUGAUAACCCUGGAGGACUUAUCCCUUCCUGGCUUAUAAACUGGGGUGCAAAGGUCUGUAUCGUUGAAUUAAUUACAGAGUGUAGUUUUGUCUGAAGGGCCUGAGUCACGUUUUUCGAGGCAGGGCUGUCAACUCUCCCAGAUAAUCCGGGAGACUCCAGGUUUUGAACUGAAGUCGCCGAAGUUUGCCAUUUCUUGAAGAAUUGACUUUUUGACAAUGAAAUUUCAAAUACUUUGUGUUGUUUGAGCUAUUUUACUGUUAACAGUGAACGUUUCCUCACAAACUUCAAUAUGUCAUUGUAAUAUAAGCAAUAAUGUGAUUGGUGGGAAGUAAGCCAAUUAGGUCAAAUGUUACAAAUUCCAAAACGUCUUUUUCGCGCGUUUUUUUUCACAAAUGACGUCACAUGCCGUGUGCAUUAUGAUGUCAUUUAUCAUCCCUCAGCCAUCAAUUCUCAAUAUUUGAAGACAUGGGAGGUUGACAGCCCUGUCAAGGGCACAUUAGCUGUCCCUGUGCAGUCGCUUGAGGGGCUUUCUUUCUGCCAGGAACUGGUAGCUAUUUUGAACCUUGGUAAAUCACAUGAAUAAUCAUGUAGCGUUGAAAUUACUUCCAAGUCCCCCUGCCUAAUAAUGCCCUAAUAAUACUCAGCAUGAGUUAUAUUUAGUGCUAAAAUAUAUUUAAAUGCAAAUUUUAAGAGACUCUAAAAGUGAACAACUCUAAAACUGUAAACAAUGUCCUCUUUCUUGCUAUAAUAUUAUUGCAUUUUAAUCCUUAUUAUUCAUCAUACAUGUAGCUAUGUGCCUAAGCUGAAAAUAUUUAAAGGAAUUCAAAAAUAAGCUUUAAUAAUAUAUAUUUUGUUAUCCUUGAUUUAUAAUAAUGUUUAUAUAUAAUAAUUUGAUGGUAGCAUUUUUUUUAAAAUAAAAGAAUAAUUCCCUGGAAAACCCUAAUAAUAAAAAUAUACAGUAAGCGAGUGAUUUUCUUACCAUGCAAUCAUUUUCUUAAAAAACUUUUAAGAUUUUCCAUUGUAAUCAGUCUGUAAUGAGAAGAGGUGAUAGUUUUUACUACUGUAUUUGGUUGUAUUAAAGAGGAACAACUUGCUUUGCUUUAUGUGAAGAGUAACCUCNAGUGAACAACUCUAAAACUGUAAACAAUGUCCUCUUUCUUGCUAUAAUAUUAUUGCAUUUUAAUCCUUAUUAUUCAUCAUACAUGUAGCUAUGUGCCUAAGCUGAAAAUAUUUAAAGGAAUUCAAAAAUAAGCUUUAAUAAUAUAUAUUUUGUUAUCCUUGAUUUAUAAUAAUGUUUAUAUAUAAUAAUUUGAUGGUAGCAUUUUUUUUUUAAAUAAAAGAAUAAUUCCCUGGAAAACCCUAAUAAUAAAAAUAUACAGUAAGCAAGUGAUUUUCUUACCAUGCAAUCAUUUUCUUAAAAAACUUUUAAGAUUUUCCAUAUUAAUCAGUCUGUAAUGAGAAGAGGUGAUAGUUUUUACUACUGUAUUUGGUUGUAUUAAAGAGGAACAACUUGCUUUGCUUUAUAUGAAGAGUAACCUCGUGUUCAUGUUCUGACGACAUGAAAGUGGUGUUUUGUUUUGUUUGUGUAGUUUCUUUUUUAUUUCCUCUUUUUUCUUCUCUUGGCUUGUUUUUCCUUUAUUCCUACUACUGGCUGUUAUCGUGAGCUUUGUGAGGUUCCAUGAGACACAUGUUUCUAGCAUUAACAUUAUAUAAUAAUGAUAAUAAUAAAUAAUAAGAAUAAUGGUUUAUUCACAGUAUAAUAUCCAUAAACUAAAAAUAUGGCUCUUCACCUGUGACUAACUACUACACUACCCAACCUACUAAUCUACUCAUCAGUUGGUUAUAAAUUAUCAUACUUACUACAAAACUAUGAACAUGCAGUGAAAUAAUAAAACGAUAAGUUCAAAAAUUCAGGAAAAACUAGUGAAAAGAAAAACUAUGGACAGUGAGAUGAUAAUCAAACAAUAAGUUCCAAAAUUGAGAAAAACGAGUGAAAAGGUCACAAAGAAUGCAGCCUUGCCCUUGCCUUGGUUUUAAGGUGAUUUGUCAACUGACUCUUGAAAUAACUAAAUUCUGUGGAGAUGUUACUGGUCAAAAUUAUAUUCAGGUUAAAAUUUUAACCUAUAUUGAUUCUCAAUAGACCUAUUCGGCUAACUCAGGUCAAUAUUGUACCCAAUUCAAAUCUCCCAGGGUUAAGAUUCUUUGUGUACUAUAUUUGCAUUAUAAUGUUGCAUUCACAUUUAAAUGAUAUGGAAAUUCCUGAAACAAAACGUUUUAUCCCCAAAGGGUUUGUAUUGGGUACAACAUUUAGUUAGCUGAAUAGGUCUAUUUCCUUGGUUUCCCUAAUUCAUAAUAAUUUAGGCUAGGAGGCGAGGUAAACAGAGAAUCAACCUCGAUUAAAAAUUUUAAUCUGUAACAAAGCCAAAAAAAGUAAAAGAAAAUCAACAAUCUUUUUAAAUCCCCCAGCUUAACCACAAUAUAUUCACAGCUGUAAAUAGGAACUACCUAUCUAAGUAGACAACAUAUAUUUUUUGUGUACUUCAUUAUUCAUAAUUUUUGGACUGGCUUUGCCGAUAUCAAUAAUUUAUUACGCAGAACACCAUAAAGGUGGGCUUGGUUAUUAAAAAUACAUUUUUAAAAGAAAGUGACUGCUUUUAUCCUUGUGGAGUGUUAAUAUCAGUUACAGAUAUGAUAUUUCAAAAGUCAAAUGUCAAGCUUAUUACUGCAUGUUUUAUUGAGAGUCUGGACAGUUAAUGUCUUUUUAAAAGCUACUAUACACUAUACACUGUAUAUAGUGCAAGGAUCCAAUAUAUUGCCCACUUAGGAGACAACUUUACUUGUCUGCCGAGGCAUUUAUUACUGUCUGGUAUUAAGGGCUUUAAUUUCUUUAGUUAAUUAAGUGCAUAAAAUGUUGAUAUGCAAUUAAUCUUCAAAUAUUAUGUCUUUUGAUUAAUAUUUGUAAAAUAAGCUAAGACUUAUAAAAAUCUGUGGUUAUUGAUCAUAAUUUUGCAGGUAUGGUUGGUUUGUACUGCUUUUAUUCUUUUCUGAGAGAGAAUAUUCACAUUUCAUUUUUCAAUUGCUUUUUUUCUUGACAUUUUUUUUACAAAUAUCACCAUUUGUUUUAAUCUGAGGGGUGUCAUUUUAUGCUACUUUUUUUUCUCAAUAUUUUUAAAGAACCUUUUUUAAUUUAGAGCGUCUUUGUAGUUCAAAUUCACCUGGAUUUAAACUAAGCUAAAAGUAUAUUUUUCUUUAAUUUCGGCUAGGUGCAUCAUACUUCAAUUAAGUCAUCCUGUAAGCUUGCCAGGCAUGUGUUCCAAACUAACCAUAAUAUUUAAGAUAACUAUUGUAUUUUACUACUGACUGAUACUAUCUGUAGCCUAUAUGAGUUUGAUAAAGGAAGAAUUAACAGACCAAAAAAAAUUAAUGUAUUCCAAAGAAAUUUGAUAUGAUAAGGUGCUUAAUGCGUGUCAGUUUUCUGAAGUUCUAUUCUGUAUGAUGUUAAAACAUAUGCUAAGCAAGUUUCAGGCUCUAAACACACAAACACACAUACCGACAAACACAAAAAAUAAAAUAAAAAAUAAAAUGUAAGAAAAGUCAGUUUCAGCUAUUAUAUUGCCGGUGGAUGACAUGAUACCUUGUAUUCUGCAAAAAGUCACUUAACCUUUAAUUUUGAUUUAACAACUGGUUGGUAAGUAAGAAAAGGGUAAUUUUAUGAUAGGAAAUAUAGGUAUCUACUUUCAAACAUUAAAGUUCUUGAUUGGCUGAAGAAUAUUACAAUUAUUAUUAUAUCUAUUUUUAUUCUUUAAGACAAUAGUUUCUUUGAAUAUUAAUAUUCAAGAUUAACAACUACAGCUGCUGGUUAAUUUCAACAAUCAAUUAACUUGUUUUUACUCGGACCAUUAAAACUUAUCAUCAUUCAUCAUGGCUAAUGAUGGCAAUGGCGAUUUACGAAUGCAUAAUAAAUAACAGUUGUUUAAAAUUAUUUUUGCUUCAUCUUUUUUUAUGGUAAGCUGGUUGAAUUUAUCACAGCUAAUCAAUCAUUGUUAUCUGCUAUGUUAAUGCCACAAUAUACUACAGUAGUUUCCAUUGUAAAAUGAUGUCUUAAAAGGAAAUAAAUCAUAUAUGAACUGUGGGUAUAUGAUAUAUGAUAUGAUUUCUAUAGUGUUAUCAAUGCAAUGAAUUAAUGCAAUCACGGUGAAAAAAGCUGGAAGUUAAAAAGUCCUGUGUUUUUCAGGCUUCUAAAUUAAUAAAAAUCACUUGUAGUUUUAUGUUCAAAACAUCAUUUAAUUUGUCUGCCACAUAUUUUGAUAACUUGGAUAAAGUACAGAAUGACAAAUUCUAGAAGCAAAAAUAUAUCACCUGGCCCUGGUUGUUCAAACAUCGGAUAGUGUUAUCCACGGGAUGAAUCCUGUAUGGCUUAAAAAAUGAACGUUUUGUGCAGCACUCUCUGGCAUAGCACAAUUUGGCUAUCAAGCAGACUUUCAUCGUAAAAAUGCUGCACCUUAUAACCAAAAAAUGUGGUAUUUUAAAACCUUACCAUAGUCCUAUAUAAACAUUAAUUAUUAAAUUAUUAUUAUUAUUAUUAUUAUCGUACAAAAUGAAAUUUGUGAUCUGUUUUUUUAAAUUUUGUUUUCGUUGGGGUAGCUUUUGCUAGGUUCUCAGAUAGUAGGGAUGUCACAGAAACAAGCCAAGGGAAAAAAAGUGUCACUUUUCAUGACUUGGGCACAUUGCUAUCUUGGAGCCUGGAAAAAAACUAAUUUGGGUUGAGCUUGGGAGUUUACAUGAAAGGCUUGUCUUUCUGGCAACAGAGUCACAGUUAGGGUAUUAACUGAAGUAAAAACAAUGGCAUCGUUAUGGCCUUUAGAGAGAAACCAAAAAUUAAGUGAGGAGUAAGUGGAGGCAGGACUUGAUGCAAGAAAAUUGGAGUUGCAAGAAUCGCAACGUUUUGAUUCUCUUAUAACAAUUUAUUAUGAUUAUGACUGCCUUGCUUGUGAUCUUGAAAAAAAAAGUGCCCUUAAAACUCUGACAGUCUAGUUUUCAUUAGAUUGUACAUGUAAGUGAUGGAGUCGUGAACAGAAUAAAAAAAACUCUACUUACGACUAUGUUGGUUUGAUUUUCACUACAUUUUUUUUGCUCUACACUUCUGAUUACAAUAACUUUUUCAUAAAUGGAAAUAAAACUAGUGUAAAGAUACUCUGAUACUAAUUAAUAUACUGUUUGAUUUCUUUGUAGACAGGAGUACCUACAUUCCUGAAUUCCAUGAGAAAGGCCUGUCUAGGUUAUAAAGAGUAUUUUUCCAAAAAAUGACUGCUGUU
This is a messenger RNA of Porites evermanni, 13695 nucleotides long. Lineage: Eukaryota; Metazoa; Cnidaria; Anthozoa; Scleractinia; Poritidae. The record is from the annotation of a GenBank genome assembly.